AGAGUGAGAACCCUGACGGGGAAGGAGAUCGAGUUGGAUAUCGAGCCGGACUACAAGGUCUCCCGCAUCAAGGAGCGCGUCGAAGAGAAAGAAGGCAUCCCGCCCGUCCAACAACGCCUGAUCUUUGGCGGCAAGCAAAUGAACGAUGACAAGUCCGCCUCCGACUACAACCUCGAAGGCGGGAACACGCUGCAUUUGGUCCUCGCGCUCCGCGGUGGC
Messenger RNA from Eremomyces bilateralis CBS 781.70, 219 nucleotides. RefSeq names its product ubiquitin. Gene Ontology annotation, molecular function: ubiquitin protein ligase binding; protein tag activity. The annotation marks the transcript as partial. The transcript is spliced from 3 exons. Gene Ontology annotation, cellular component: cytoplasm; nucleus. NCBI's taxonomy places the organism in Eukaryota, Fungi, Ascomycota, Dothideomycetes, Eremomycetales, Eremomycetaceae. Gene Ontology annotation, biological process: protein neddylation; modification-dependent protein catabolic process; regulation of proteolysis. The record is from RefSeq and is a predicted model, not a curated record.